AAAGCCCCCCCGUCGAGUCACUUCCUCCGAUCCUCGCCAUUCCGACGCCGCACUCGCAGAUCUUCCCUUCGUCCUCCACGCCCCACCCCUCGCGUCGCCGCUAUGGCCGACGAGGCCCUGGACCAGCCGCCAGACGCGGCCCCGUCUCCGUCUCUGGCCCCAGCGACGCCGCCGGCCCCCGCCACCUCGUCCCCCGCGGCGCUGCUCCGCCCGCGUCGGGAGGCGUUCGAGCAUGGGCUCCUGCCCAUCCCCAAGCUCAUCUUCCCGGAGGGCAUGCUAGCGCAGACCCUCGCCCAGCUCAAGGAGAAGCUCGCCGCCUCAGUCCCCGACGGGCGCGUGCGCGCUGCGGCCCUGGCUGAGGCGCUGCAGAUCCCGCAGGAGCAGGCGGCGCUCGCCCUCGGCACGCUCGCGGCGGUGCUCCCGGCCGAGGACCCCGUGCUUGGGGACGGCGCCAUGGAUGGUGCUGCCGCCGACAUCCGCGACGUGCUGCUCUUCCUCUAUAUCCAGUCUUACAAGCGCCUCGUUCCGCGGAGCGCGCACAAGGACUCGCCCGCCGUGGCGGACGUCUGGCCGUCCACCUCCGCGUUCGAUGGGUACCUCUCCGCGCUCUCCCCGAUCCAGCUUGUUCGCAGCAACAGCCGCCGUUUUAUGCCUUCUCAAGCUGAUGAAGAAAUUCAUCAGUUGUCCUUUCUGCAAAAGCAUAUGGCGAAUAUUCUUACUCUCUUGGCAGAUUCUGUUGAGGGUGAGGGUGACGAUUCACUGGUAUUGACAAUGGAGACUUUUGAGCACCUUGGAUUUCUAGUUCAGUUCUCAGAAGGAACUUCCUUAAGCCAGGCUGCUACAUUUUUUGCAAACUCAGACCCAGACAUGCCUGCUGUGCCUGUCCCUGCUGCUCAGGUUCUUGAUUGGAUGUCACAGAACAUAGCUUUUUCGCUGGAAUAUUCUUCUGAGAGGUCCGUAGCUAAGGAAAGCAACCAGCAAACCAUGUCUGAUCUUGAUGUGACCAUGGCUGAGGCCAAUACAAGUCACUCACGGAACAGCACACCAAGUGCUAAUCCUGCAUACUACAGAAAUGUAACGUUUGUGGAGGGCUUUUCCAAAACCUCUGUUGUCAAGCAUGCAUCUGAUGUCAAAGGGAAUUCAAUAAAGGUUUUGAACUGUCAUGAUUCUGUUAUCUACAUAUUAGCACCACUGAAGUAUGCUACUGUGUAUGGUUGUUCUGAUGCUACGGUUGUUCUUGGUGCUGUUGGUAAGGUAGUAAAAGUGGAGCAUUGUGAAAGAGUGCAUAUCAUUGCAGCUGCAAAACGGAUUUGUAUUGCCAACUGCCGGGAGUGCAUCUUCUACCUAGGAGUAAAUCACCAACCUCUUGUAUUGGGGGACAACCAUAAAUUACAAGUUGCUCCAUUCAAUACAUGCUACCCACAACUGCAGGAUCAUAUGAUGCAAGUGGGUGUUGAUCCCAGUGUCAACAAAUGGGACCAACCUUUUGUAUUGGGAGUUGUGGAUCCACAUGAUUCAUUAUCCCAUCCUGCUGGGGUUGCAGAUGUUAAAGCUGAAUCAGCAACAUGUCUGGAUCCUGAUCUAUUCACCAGUUUUUUGAUUCCUAGUUGGUUUGGGGAUGAAGGGCAAGAGCCUAUAAACUGCAAUCCUUUCCCACUGCCUGAAAUUUAUGAGGCAUUCCAAAGCAAAAAGCGUUCUGCUCUGGAAGAUAUCCAAAAGAUGAUUCGGGAGCUACAGCUUGACGAGAAUCGGAAAAGGGAAUUGGCAGCUGCCCUUCAUGCUCAGUUCAAGGAUUGGUUAUACGCUUCGGGCAAUAUCCGCCAGCUCUACUGUCUACAAGGUGAUUAAUGGUGCAAUUUACAAGACUGAUUAUCCUCUGCCGACUCCUCAAAAACAUUCGACGAUUGUCGAAGCUGACCUCUUCCUUCCAUGGAAAGGACUCCCACCCUGCUCACCUGCGGUAUUUACACAAGUAUGUAAAAAAUGAAGAUGUACUAUUGCCUAUUUUUUACAGAUUCAUUUGCGUAUUUCUCCAAGUCUUCUCUUUGCUGCGAGUUGGGUAUUAAUUAGGAUGUGAUAUUGCUUAAUUUCCCCCCUGUUUCUACUCAUUUUUUGGCCCUUGAUAAUGUCCACGAGUAUGUAAUAGGGACUAAUGAAUCAAACGUUGUUAAAUAAACAUUUCAUUCCGUUUUGCUAAA
Zea mays is the source of this 2198-nucleotide messenger RNA. Lineage: Eukaryota; Viridiplantae; Streptophyta; Magnoliopsida; Poales; Poaceae. The record is from RefSeq and is a predicted model, not a curated record.